AUGGCGACAGCGGGAGAUGCGUCAGGCGGGCAAACGUUAGUGAGUGCCGGCCGGAGCGGCGCCACCGGCACCACCGCCGGUCCGGACGUGACGGAAACCGGCAAGUCUGCCGGCCGGGAGCGGACGGUGCGGCUGACGUCACGCGGGAUCCUGUGGACGGACGACGAGGUGGAGCGCGUGCUGACGGACGCGCGGAAGCGCAUCGGGCCGCGCCACGUGGACAUGAUGACGUGGCGGCGCGCGAUUCACGCGUAUCCUGAGCUGGCGUUCGAGGAGGAGCGGACGGCGGAGAUGGUGGCGGGAUUGCUGGCGGAGUGGGGGUAUGACGUGGACAGAAGCCUUGGGAGUACCGGCGUGGUGGGGACGCUUACAGUGGGGGAUGGGGGAAGCGCCGAGGGCGGAGAGGCGGAGGAGCUUCCGCCAGCCAUUAUGCUGAGGUGUGCUAUAGCGAGGGUGAAAUGUAGUGUAGGCGGUGUGAGGGGUAUGGUGUGGGUGGCUGGUGGUAGGAUGCUGGCGGACAUGGAUGCGCUCCCCAUGGAGGAGGGCAACGCGUUUGAGCACCGCUCGCAGCGCCGCAGCACCAUGCACGCAUGCGGGCAUGACGGCCACACGGCCAUGCUGCUGGGGGCAGCGAGAUAUCUAGCCGAGCACCGCCCGUUCCGUGGUAAAAUCCACGUGGUGUUUCAGCCGGCGGAGGAGGGCACUCCCACGCACAACCCGUACGGGCGGGAGGGCGGGGGCGCACUCGCCAUGCUGGAGGAUGGGCUGCUGGAGAAGUACCCCGUGCGGGCCGCCUUCGGCAUGCACAACUGGCCAGGGUUACCAGUGGGACGAUUUGCCGUGCAUUCAGGACCGGUGAUGGCAGGAGUAGAGAACUUCCACAUCACGGUGGGGGGCACGGGUUGCCAUGCUGCCAUGCCUCAUCUAGGAGGGGGCAGUGACCCCGUGCUCGCUGCUGCUAACCUCGUCACCAACCUGCAGGCGUUGGUGAGUCGGGUGGUGGAGCCACACGACAGUGCCGUGGUGAGCGUGACGCAGAUACACGCAGGGGACGCCUUCAACGUCAUUCCUCCCUCCGCGGAGGUGAAGGGCACGCUGAGGACGUACCGGGGGGAGACGAGGGAGGCGAUGAUGCGAGGGAUAGAGCGCAUGGCACAUGGGGUCACUGCUGCUCAUGGCUGCACGGCCACGGUGCGGUUCUGCGAUCACUUCCCCGCCACCGUCAACACGCCCAGGGAGGCACAGGAGGCGGCAGCAGCUGCACGGGCAGUGGUGGGGGCAGCACUGGUGGAUCUGGACUCGCGCGCUCCCUCCAUGGGUGCUGAGGACUUUGGAUACAUUCUGGAAAGAGUGCCUGCUCUGGUGCACCUGGACUCGCGUGCGCCCUCCAUGGGUGCUGAGGACUUUGGAUACAUUCUGGAGCGAGUGGCGGGUGAGGAGAGUGGGGGGGGGUUGAAAAGGCUGUUACCUCUGGAUUGGCAACGGCCCCACGGAAGGAGGCUGCAUGCUGCACAACCCCUUGUGAGUGGCCACGGUUCACUACGCACAUUGUCGCACCCGCUCGUUCCCGCCCCUCUCCCCACGUCUCCUUCCCUCUUCGCGCCUCUCAUCUCAUUCUACCAUGCCUUUCCCUCUCCGCCUCCCCCCAUCGCCCCCGUUGCAGCGCCAUUCCACUCCGCCGCGCUCCCAGUUGCAGCAGCAGCCGCCGCGGAGCAAAAUGCGGGCGGCGGUGGCGGGGGAACGGGGGGAGGCGGAGCGGAAGGGGGAGGCGGAGGGGAGGGGCGGAAGGAGGAGGACGGGGAGUGGCGGCAGUGGAUCCAGCAGGCGCUAUCCAAGGACGGGGAGGGGGGAGGCAAGGAGGGGCGUGAGCAGCAGGCACGCGCAGCAGUAGGUGGGUGGUCCAUCGCACAGCACCUCCCCUCUGCCUCUGAUUUCGAUGAGUUAGAAGCGUUGAUAGGGCCCGAUGAGGAGGAAGAGGAGGAGGAGAGGAACGGAGGGAGGAGAGGAGGGGAAGAGAGCAGGGGAGGGAUGAGAGUGGGAGGGGAGAGAGGGGAGAGAGGGGAGGGAGGGAGAGGGGAGGUGAAGGAGGAAGUGGAAGGGAGUUAUGGGAGAGGGGGGCGCGCAGGGGGAUACGGUGGGCGGAGUGGAGGGGGGAGGAGCUGGGGAGAGGGGGAGGAGUGGGGGGGACGGGCAGGAGGAGGCGGGGAAGGGGCAAGGGGGAGGUAUGGGGGAGGGGGGGAUGGGGGAGGGGGUGCCGGAGGGGUGGGCAGCUGGGGGGGCGGGGGUGGGGGGAUGGGCGGGGGGAUGGGCGGGGGCCCAUGGCAGGGGGUGGCGGAGGUGGAGGCGGAGAUGGUGCUAUCAGACAGGGCGAUGAGAGCAGUGAGAGAGGUGGACCUGGAGGAGAGCGAGGAGAAGUUCCAAUUCCGCCCUGAUCGCACCUACUACCCUGGACAGACCUACUCCGCUGAGGAGUUGGACAUAUCCCAGCCCCUCCCUGACGGCCCGGGGGAAACGAGGCGCAAGCUGCCCACUCCCACCACCAAGGAGGCCCUACGCGCUGCUGACUUCCGCAACGUGCGCUUCCUCUCACAAUUCCUCUCUGAAACCGGCAAGAUCAAACCCAGAAACAAGACUCGGUUAUCUGCCAAGGCGCAGCGCCGCGUGGCUCGGGAGAUCCGAACCGCGCGGGUGUUUGGGCUCAUGCCGUUCACGCAGGCAGGCCGGCCACCGUUUAGGUUCGGCAAGGACCCGAACCUGGAGUCAGGGGAGCCGGAGCAGGAGGAGCUUGAGCUGGCAGGUGCUGUGGAGGAUGUGAAGGAGCUCAAGGCCAUGGCCGGGAGAUAG
Molecule: messenger RNA, 2844 nt
Organism: Closterium sp. Naga37s-1
Lineage: Eukaryota; Viridiplantae; Streptophyta; Zygnematophyceae; Desmidiales; Closteriaceae
Source: the annotation of a GenBank genome assembly